GACUCGGGAGCGCUUAUAGUCUUGAAUGCUGCUGUUGUAAAUUCUCUAUCUACGUUUGCGUAUGCAUUGCUAUAUAGUAGUACUACUGAAAAAUCUUCUGGAUACAAUGCCGGAACCGACGCUUCGAUUUCUUCCUCUCUUGCUGUGGCCUUGACUUGGGAACAUCUGCGUCUGCACGAUCGGGCCUCGCGCGCUUCGCCACAUCAUAGAGAGACGAUGCGCUCCCGCGCUGAAGAAGGCCUGCUGCAGGUGAUGGUCAGUUGCGGUCAUUCCAGCCAGCCAGCCAGCCAGUCAGUCAGCUCAGGCGCAAGCGCUGGGGGCGGAAACGCUGCCUCAGCCUUGUUCUCCUGAGGCAGCCAUCACGAUAGCCCAAACACCACUCUCGACGAUAACCUGAGCCCUGUACCCUCGAAAUUCGUUCAUCACCCUCUUGACGAUGCCCGGCAACGAGCUCCGCCUGCUCGCCCUCGACGGCGGCGGCGUGCGCGGCCUGUCCGCGCUGAUGAUCCUCGAGCAGCUGAUGGAGGCCGUCGACCCAGACGCGCCGCCCAAGCCGUGCGACUACUUCGAUAUGAUCGGCGGGACCAGCACUGGCGGGCUCAUCGCCGUCAUGCUGGGCCGGCUGAGGAUGAGCGUGGCAGACUGCAUCACCGCAUACUUGUCGCUCUCGACGCGCGUGUUCCGCAAGUCGCGACACCGCGUGACGGUCAAGGGCCAGAUCCAGGGCCGCUUCGACUCGGAGGAGCUGGCGCGGGCUGUGAGGGAGGUUGUGAAGCAGCAGGGCCUGCAAGAGGACGCGCUGCUCAAAGACGAGCCCAAUACUGUAUGCAAAGUCUUCGUGUGCGCGACGAGCAAGGAGACCAGCGAGACGGUUUGCCUCACGAGCUACCGCACACCGCGCGGCAGCAGCGACCUGCUCAACAGCGUGACCAUCUGGGAGGCCUGCCGGGCGACGUCGGCUGCCUCGUCCUUCUUCGAUCCGAUCGCAGUCGGACGGUUUGGCGAAGAGUUCGUGGACGGUGCGACAGGGGCUAACAACCCGGUGCGAGAGAUGUGGGAUCAGGCGCAGCUGGCGUGGGGCCCAGAGCCGCUGGAGGGGCGGGUCAAGUGCCUGGUGUCGAUCGGGACGGGGGUGCCGUCGCUCAAGCCGUUCAAGGACGACGUGCUGCACGUUGGCAAGACGCUGGUGGCGAUUGCCACGGAGACGGAGCAGACAGCAGAGCGGUUCCGGCGCGAGCGGCCGCUGCUGGACAGCACAGGGCGAUACUACCGGUUCAACGUGGACCGGGGGCUGGAGGACAUUGGGCUGGAGGAGGCCAAAAAGGUGAAAGAAAUGGCGGCAGCGACGCGCAGGUACAUCGCGACGCAGGCGGUGCACAAGCAGAUGCAGGCGUGCGCGGGCAGCAUCGCAGGUAGAGAGUACUUUGGAGUGUAUCAGACUGUCUUCAGCCUCGAGGGCGUCCCCAGAGUAAGAUGGUUCGUGGACCGACCGGCGGAGAUGGCGAAGCUGGAACAAGCGCUCCUGCCCAGACAUGAGCUGAAUGGUCGACAGAAGAUCCACGUGCUACACGGCCUCGGUGGCAUGGGCAAGACGCAGCUGGUGGUGGAGUUUGCGCGGCGACACCACCGGCGGUUCAGCGCAGUGUUCUGGCUCGACGGACGCAGCGAGGACAGUCUCAAGCGGAGCGUCGCCAGCUGCGCGGGCAGAAUCCCUCAGGGCCAGAUCCCUGACGUGAACACGUCUUAUGCCACAGGCAGCGGUGCGGAUGUAGAGGCGGUGGUGAAGGAUGUCAUGGGCUGGCUUGCGCGGCCAGACAACAGUGCUUGGCUGCUCAUCUUUGACAACGUCGACCGAGAGUACAGCAAGAGAGGUCGUGAUCCAGAUGCAUACGAUGUAAGGCGCUACCUCUCAGGGGCCGACCAUGGCUCUGUGCUGAUCACGACGCGGCUGGCGAAGCUAAAGCAGCUCGACAAGUCGCCGCAGCAGCUGGGCAAGGUGGACCACGAGCAAGCGCAGGCGAUUCUGAAGACGUGGUAUGAGAGGACCUAUGACAUGGCCGAAAGCGAACGCUUGCUGCGGCUGCUUGACGGCCUACUGCUGGCAAUUGCCCAGGCGGGUGCGUAUCUGCAGGAGAGCGAGGUGGGGCUCGAGACGUAUCUGCGCUUCUACGAGCAGCAGUGGAGCGAGCUGAUGAAGGCGGACGAUAUAACAGACGCGCCGCUGCAAGACUACCCAGACCGCAGCGUGUGGACGACGUGGGCCAUCUCGUACCAGGCAAUCCGCGACAAGCACGAGCACACGGCCAACCUGCUGCUGCUGUGGUCAUUUCUGGACAACAAAGGCCUGUGGCACGGGCUGUUCGCAGCAGCGUGUGAGGCUUCAACGGGUGCUGCAAGGAUGCUAUCAGCGUGGGUUGGAGAGAUUGCGCGGAGCGAGGUAGCGUUUAGCCGGGCGAUGCAGCUGCUGCGCAACUACUCGCUUGUCGAGGCGGUGGAAGAGACAGCGAGCUAUGCGACACACCCAGUAGUGCACCGGUGGGCGUACCACUACCAGGGCAAGCAGUCAGCGAGGGAGCUAGGUCGGCUUGCAGUGGUCACUGUUGGGUGGGCUGUGCCAGAUCAGUCGAAGAGCGAUUGGGCAGCUCUGCAACAACGACUUCUUACUCAUGCCCAAGCGUGCUCUAUACACGUUGCAGAUAGUCAGUCAGUGCAACUGUCUAGCAGCAACGGCAUUUAUGGAGCAGACCCGGACAGCGUAGAGGGGAGAGAGGAUGCACUCGGCCCCAAGCACACGUCGACGCUGAACACAGUCAACAACCUGGGCCUUCUAUACGCAGACCAAGGCAAGCUGGCAGAGGCAGAGAAGAUGUACCAGCGAGCGCUGCAAGGUUACAAGGACGCACUUGGUGAUGCGCACGUCCGACAGUACAUACCUGCACUCAACACAUUAGAGAACGUGGGCGACCUUUACAUCGAGCAAGGGAAGCAUGCUGAAGCACAAGAGGCGUAUUCAAGCGCGCUACUUGGGCUGCAGAACGUCCUUGGCCAGUCGAGCGAAAGGUGUGAACGGCUCCAAGCUAAGAUGCAUGCGUUGCCUAAACCACAAACAAGUGAGGUGGACUGUACGCAGCCUCCAACUGUUGAAGGUAUUCCCAAGUCAAGACCGCAGCAGCAGAAGACGACAAGACGUCGGUUCCGGCAGUAUGUAAAAAAUAUUUUCCAGUAA
Macroventuria anomochaeta is the source of this 3226-nucleotide messenger RNA. Its product is annotated as FabD/lysophospholipase-like protein. Gene Ontology annotation, biological process: arachidonate metabolic process. Bases 437 to 3226 code for a protein of 929 amino acids. Gene Ontology annotation, molecular function: protein binding. The record is from RefSeq and is a predicted model, not a curated record. Gene Ontology annotation, cellular component: membrane. The transcript is spliced from 6 exons. Lineage: Eukaryota; Fungi; Ascomycota; Dothideomycetes; Pleosporales; Didymellaceae.